Molecule: messenger RNA, 1275 nt
Organism: Musa acuminata AAA Group (dessert banana)
Lineage: Eukaryota; Viridiplantae; Streptophyta; Magnoliopsida; Zingiberales; Musaceae
Exons: 9
Coding region: 139-996 (285 amino acids)
Biological process (GO): negative regulation of translation; mRNA catabolic process
Cellular component (GO): CCR4-NOT complex; CCR4-NOT core complex; P-body
Source: RefSeq, a predicted model, not a curated record
UGUUCGGGUCACGGCUUGGGAAGACCGACGAACCUUCUCCCCUCUCUCUCCAUAAGCGGCGCUUUCUUAGGAGGAGGUACCGAUUCCCCCUCUCCGGUCGCCCCCGCCGCUGCCGGCCAGCCGGUCACGGGCCGGAAGAUGGCGUCGGUGGAGCAGCUCGUGUUGGACCUCUGCGAUCCAGAGCUCAGAGAGCACGCCCUCUUCGAUCUGUCCAAGAAAAGGGACAUUUUUCAACAUUUGGCUCCAUUGUUGUGGUAUUCUUAUGGCACUAUCACAAUUCUCCUUCAGGAGAUAGUUUCAAUUUAUCCUGCUCUUUCACCUCCAACACUGUCACCAGAUGUAUCAAAUCGAGUUUGCAAUGCUCUUGCUCUUCUUCAGUGUGUUGCAUCGCACCCGGAUACACAAAUUCUUUUCUUAAAUGCACAUAUACCUCUAUAUCUGUACCCGAUUUUAAAUACCACAAGCAAAACAAGACCAUUUGAGCACUUGCGGCUUGCCAGCUUGGGAGUGAUUGGGGCUCUAGUUAAGGUCGAUGAUCCUGAGGCCAUCAGUUUUCUUCUCCAAACUGAAAUAAUUCCGCUAUGUUUACGCACCAUGGAGCUGGGCGGUGAACUUUCAAAAACAGUGGCUACAUUUAUUGUUCAGAAGAUCUUGUUUGAUAAUCUGGGGCUUCAACAUGUCUGUGCCACCUUUGAGCGGUUCUUUGCUGUUGAUGUGAUCCUAGCUAAUAUGGUCGUAUCACUUGUGGAGCAACCUUCUACAAGGUUGUUGAAGCAUAUAAUCAGAUGUUACCUCAGGCUGUCAGAAAAUGGAAGGGCAUGUAAAGCUCUCACCAGGGGUCUCCCAGUGAUGUUGAAAGAUGGGACCUUCAACAGGUGUCUUCGCGAUGACCCAGCAACCUACCGAUGGCUUCAACAACUGCUGCACAAUGUGGCUGGAGCAAACCUGGUGUCAUCUCUUCGGGCAGGAGGGCUAGAUCACAUGAUGGGAAACUAGCAUGGACCUCUCUCCGUCCCCAUUCGGGAUUGUCGUAGUGGUGUAAGAUCUUUCUUUCUAUAACCAUACCUAAUUUAUUUCGAUCGGCUUGCUUAUCAUUGUCUUGGAAAAUUUAUCGAUGAUGAGCAUGCCCAACAGUGUAAAAUUCACAUGAGUGGAAGUCGGAGCCCUUUAUGAGCUACCGCAUGAUUUUAAUGGAGAAGCAUCAGAUUAAUGUUUGGUCUGUACUAAGAUACAAAUGUGUUGAAGGCAAUCCAUCUCAUCUUUUGAGCUUGUCAA